AGACAAUAAUCCAAUAACGUAGGACUAGUUUCCUUUUCAGUUUCACUAUUAAAUAGAGCCUCCUUUAGUACUCUUUGAAAGACCACCUUCUUUCCUAUAAUUUGAUAUCCUCACUGUGUACAUUCAGCUUAUAGAAGUCUAUGGCAGGUGUAACACUAAUUGCUUCUACAAUAUUUGGAAUUUUUGUGGCUAUAGUUUGUGCUAAAUUUCUGUAUAAAAUAUGGUGGUGGCCAAAAAUGAUGGAGAAGAAGCUGAAAAAGCAAGGAAUACAUGGCCCUCCCUAUAAGUUUCUCUUUGGAAAUCUUAAAGAGAUGAUGAGAAUGUCUAAAGAAGCUAAGUCAAAACCUCUCUCUUUAACCCAUGAUAUCAUGCCUUGGCUUAAUCCUUUUCUUCAACAUCUUGCUAACAAUCACAAGAAAAUUUUUGUGAUGUGGGCUGGACCGACACCUCGAGUUACAGUUACAGAUCCGAAGCUAAUUCGAGAAUUAUUAAACAAACAUCAAGAAUUCCACAAGCCUGAAGCUAAUGCCUUCAUUGAGAUGUUUGUGACUGGACUUGCUGGUUACAAUGGAGAAAAAUGGGCCACCCAUAGAAAGAUAGUAACUCCUGCCUUUCAUAUUGACAAGUUAAAGAGGAUGUUUUCAUCAGCAUUUUGUGCAUGUGUUGAGGAAAUGAUAAGCAGAUGGGAGGAAUUGGUUAGCAAAACAGAGACUUGUGAGUUGGAUAUGGAAAGAGAAUUUAUGUUCUUAGGUGGAGAUGUUAUAUCAAGAGCUGCCUUUGGUAGCAAUAUUGAAGAAGGAAG
This is a messenger RNA of Nicotiana tabacum (common tobacco), 802 nucleotides long. The record is from RefSeq and is a predicted model, not a curated record. Lineage: Eukaryota; Viridiplantae; Streptophyta; Magnoliopsida; Solanales; Solanaceae.